GCAGAAAUCAAAUCAUACCGGUAAUAACGGUUCAGAAGCUACUUCCUAUCCAAUCAGCACAUCACCCACCGCAAUGGAUCUGUAUUACAUGCCGAUUUCUCCGCCCUGCUGGUCGGUACUGCUACUUGGACGUCAACUCGAUCUCACCUUCAAUUUGAAGGAAAUCGAUUUCAAAGCCGAAGAGCACAAGAAGCCGGACUUUCUAAAGAUCAAUCCAGCGCACACGGUUCCCACACUGGCAGUAGGCGACGGCUACGCUCUCAGCGAAUCGCGUGCCAUCUUGGUCUACCUGGUGGAGUCGUUGAAAACUGAAGGCCAGGAAAACUCGCUGUACCCGCGGGAUGCCAAAACGCGUGGACUCAUUCACAACCGGCUGGAUUUCGAUCUGGGAACGCUGUACCAGCGAAUCAUCGCCUACUGUUCACCCCAGUGGAAGAGCGGCUCCAUGGGCACGGAGGAAAAUCGCACCAAGGUUCAAGAUGCGUUCGAAUUGUUGGAAGUUUUCCUGAGUAAGACGAAGUACGUGGCUGCCGACCAGCUUACGAUUGCGGACAUUUCGCUGUUCGUCAGUGUGAGCUUGCUGGAUUUGUGCUACUUUGAUCGGUCCGGGUACGGGAAGGUCGCCGCUUGGCACGACGUUCUCAAGAAGGAGCUCGUUGGCUACGAAGACGUUAUCGCGAAGGGAUUCCCCGAGUGGAGGAAGCACGUCACGAAACCCGAGACGCACUAGGCGGUAGAUACGUGUAAUUCAUACGUAAUGAAAUAAAGCUUAAGCAUAUUUCCAUAUAGAUAUUUAA
Messenger RNA from Aedes aegypti (yellow fever mosquito), 797 nucleotides. RefSeq names its product glutathione S-transferase 1. The transcript is spliced from 2 exons. Gene Ontology annotation, biological process: glutathione metabolic process. The record is from RefSeq and is a predicted model, not a curated record. Bases 74 to 730 code for a protein of 218 amino acids. Gene Ontology annotation, molecular function: glutathione transferase activity. Lineage: Eukaryota; Metazoa; Arthropoda; Insecta; Diptera; Culicidae.